AUGCCACCCCCAGAAGUUUCACCCAACAUAUGGAGAGAUUGUUGGGUAAUUCGUGCCCCUGGUUCUGAUGGUUGCUCUGGAAGGUUUGUAGUAGCUGCAUCGGCUGGUAAUACUAUGGAUUCAGGAUUUUGCUCGUGGGACUUUUACACCAAAGAAGUGCGAGCUUUGCAGGUUGAUGCUGGAACACCAUCCUCAAGAGUUGCACUUAGACCCUUGCCUAACAACGUUGUGCAAAGAAGAAAUUCUACCACUACCAUUGUGGCAGCAGAAGCUAAGCAGUCUUGGUACAGGUCCUGUGGACCUCUCAUCAUUUCUACUGCCAGCUCACAGAAAGCUGUGAAAGUUUUUGAUGUUCGAGAUGGUGAGCAAAUCAUGAAAUGGGAUGUUCAGAAGCCUGUUGUAGCCAUGGAUUAUUGCAGCCCUUUGCAGUGGAGGAACAGAGGGAAAGUAGUGGUAGCUGAAGCUGAAUCCAUUUCUUUGUGGGAUGUUAACUCACUUACACCUCAAGCUCUGCUCUCUGUUCCUUUGGGUGGUCGAACAGUUUCUGCUCUCCAUGUGACCAACACUGAUGCAGAAUUGGGUGGAGGGGUUCGCAAAAGGGUAAGUUCAUCAGAUGCUGAAGGAAACGAUGGUGUGUUCUGCACCUCAGAUUCUAUCAAUGUCAUGGACUUUCGCCAGCCAUCCGGUGUGGGCCUAAGGAUAUCAAAACUUGGUGUGAAUGUGCAAUCAGUUUUCUCUCGUGGAGAUUCUGUGUUCCUUGGUUGCUGCAGCACUAGUUCAAUGGGCAAGAAGCAGUCCUCAAUGCUGCAACAAUUUUCACUGCGCAAACAAGGCCUGUUCACCACCUAUGCUCUUCCAGAAUCCAAUGCACACUCACACCAUGCAGCAAUCUCCCAAGUUUGGGGUAAUUCUGACUUUGCCAUGGGUGUGAGUGGGCAAGGGCUUUUUGUGUUCGAUGCAGUGAAAGAUGAUGCACUAAGGGUUCUCAACAUGGAUUACUCCAAUGCUCAAAGUUUUAGAGAAGUUAUUGGCCCUGAUGACAUGUAUUGUCCUUCAUUCGAUUAUCUUGGCUCUCGCGCACUUCUCAUAUCAAGAGAUCGACCUGCUAUGUGGAGGUAUCUCAUAGUUUGA
This is a messenger RNA of Sphenostylis stenocarpa, 1131 nucleotides long. The record is from the annotation of a GenBank genome assembly. NCBI's taxonomy places the organism in Eukaryota, Viridiplantae, Streptophyta, Magnoliopsida, Fabales, Fabaceae.